Messenger RNA from Colletotrichum costaricense, 309 nucleotides. RefSeq lists its product as uncharacterized. The coding region runs from base 1 to 309 and encodes 102 amino acids. The transcript has a single exon. Lineage: Eukaryota; Fungi; Ascomycota; Sordariomycetes; Glomerellales; Glomerellaceae. The record is from RefSeq and is a predicted model, not a curated record.
AUGGCUGUAGCGGUUGGUUCGCAAACCAAAAUGUGGGGUUGGGGGGGUUCACGACAGUGCGAGAGGCAGCGCGUAAUCAAGAGCUACUCCAAAGUAUCCAUAACCGGCUUCAGCAGCAGCCAUUUUCCUCAUGGUAAUCAUGAUGGCGUGUACACAGUAAGAAAGACUUUGGGCAUAGCCUGUGUUGAUCAAAUUCAGGAAGAUGAACUGUGUUGCAAAGAGGAAGCAAUAUAUGAUCAAUACUGUAUCUCUCGGGACCAUUACUUGAGUCUCUAUCUUCAAAGCCGAAUCCGGUCCAGUGAUUACUAA